This is a messenger RNA of Vicia villosa (hairy vetch), 1824 nucleotides long. RefSeq names its product tubulin beta chain-like. NCBI's taxonomy places the organism in Eukaryota, Viridiplantae, Streptophyta, Magnoliopsida, Fabales, Fabaceae. Gene Ontology annotation, cellular component: cytoplasm; microtubule. The transcript is spliced from 3 exons. The record is from RefSeq and is a predicted model, not a curated record. Gene Ontology annotation, biological process: mitotic cell cycle; microtubule cytoskeleton organization. Bases 285 to 1634 code for a protein of 449 amino acids. Gene Ontology annotation, molecular function: GTP binding; structural constituent of cytoskeleton; GTPase activity.
GCUGUUACUAUUACUAUUACUACAUCAAAUAAAAUGAUGUGAAGUGAAGUGGACUUUCUUAGCAAUGUAGAAUAGGCCGGCGGUGUUGCAAGCAGUGGCUUACAUCUGGCAAUCAUUCAUGUAAUCAUCACCAUGUGAUCUCAUCCUCAUCCUCCACUAUAAAUAUGCAACCAAACCAACCUUUGCUUCUUCCAAGUUCAAGCUCUGAUAGAAUUCGACAGUUGAAAAAUCAGUUUAGUUUCCAUUUUGCGUCUGCUAAGUUAGUUAUAUAGUUAGUGCUGAAAAUGCGUGAGAUUCUUCACAUUCAAGGAGGACAGUGUGGAAACCAAAUAGGAACAAAGUUCUGGGAAGUGGUAUGCGAAGAACACGGGAUUGACCCUGUAGGACAAUACAUAGGGAACUCUCAACUUCAACUCGAAAGAGUGAAUGUUUAUUACAAUGAGGGAUCCUCUGGUCGUUACGUGCCACGGGCGGUGCUCAUGGACCUUGAGCCAGGCACCAUGGAUGCUGUCCGGACCGGUCCUUACGGGCAGAUUUUUCGGCCAGAUAACUUUGUAUUCGGACAGUCUGGUGCUGGAAACAAUUUCGCCAAGGGACAUUACACCGAGGGUGCUGAGCUCAUUGACUCUGUCCUUGAUGUAGUAAGGAAGGAGGUUGAGAAUUGUGAUUGCUUGCAAGGAUUUCAAGUGUGCCACUCUUUGGGAGGAGGAACAGGUUCUGGAAUGGGAACUCUGCUGAUUUCAAAGAUCAGAGAGGAAUACCCUGACCGAAUGAUGCUCACUUUCUCUGUCUUUCCAUCACCAAAGGUGUCAGACACUGUUGUUGAGCCUUACAAUGCAACACUUUCUGUUCACCAAUUGGUCGAAAACUCUGAUGAAUGUAUGGUCCUUGAUAAUGAAGCACUCUAUGAUAUCUGCUUCAGAACUCUCAAACUCACCACACCAAGCUAUUUAUUUCCAGUUGGAGAUUUGAAUCAUUUGAUAUCAGCUACAAUGAGUGGAGUGACUUGCUGCUUAAGAUUCCCGGGUCAGCUGAAUUCAGACUUGCGGAAGCUAGCAGUAAACUUGAUCCCGUUUCCACGACUUCAUUUCUUCAUGGUGGGUUUUGCUCCUCUGACAUCUCGAGGAUCGCAGAACUACCGAGCAUUAACUGUGCCAGAACUUACACAACAAAUGUGGGAUGCCAAGAACAUGAUGUGUGCAGCAGAUCCACGCCAUGGCCGUUAUUUAACAGCCUCGGCGGUGUUCAGAGGGAAAAUGAGCACAAAAGAAGUGGAUGAACAGGUGUUGAAUGUGCAGAACAAAAACUCUUCUUAUUUUGUUGAAUGGAUUCCCAAUAAUGUGAAGUCAAGCGUCUGUGAUGUACCGCCGAGAGGCCUUUCCAUGGCUUCCACUUUUGUUGGCAAUUCGACUUCUAUACAGGAAAUGUUUAGGAGAGUGAGUGAACAAUUCUCUGCCAUGUUCAGAAGGAAAGCCUUCUUGCAUUGGUAUACUGGAGAAGGAAUGGACGAAAUGGAAUUUACUGAAGCGGAAAGCAAUAUGAAUGACCUUGUUGCUGAAUAUCAGCAAUACCAAGAUGCCCCGGUCGAAGAAGAUGCUGAAGAUUACCUAGAAGAAGAGGAUGCUCAAAACUGAAGAUGUUCUACAAGUUUGAUGCUUCACAUACUGCAAGCAAUGUUUUCGUAGACAUUAACAUAUUUGUUCUUUGAUUAUCAAAAAAUAUGUACUCGAGUUCUUUGGUUUUCAAAAUGUAUGGUCAUGUUUGCGGUUUGCUGUUGCUGGCAAUUCUACUUGUUUUUAUAUACAUUUUUAUACAGUUCAAUAA